Molecule: messenger RNA, 3273 nt
Organism: Adineta ricciae
Lineage: Eukaryota; Metazoa; Rotifera; Eurotatoria; Adinetida; Adinetidae
Source: the annotation of a GenBank genome assembly
AUGAUUCUGUUUGAUCCUCAAUUAUCCUGACCUGCAUCAUUCGCUCAAACUCGACUGUACUUGGAUGAACGUGUUCGUUUCAGUAGUGCUACUAGCGCUGUAGCGACCUAUCACAUUCCUUUGGUCUAUGAAAUCGUUGAAAUGCCUCUCUCACUCAACAGAUUAAAACGAGCUCUCCAUGCCAUCAUUCACAAGCACAAAACACUUCGCACACGACUCGUGUACGAUGAAAACGAGGGUGUUCUUCAACAAGAGAUUCUUCCAUCCAUACCACUGGAAAUACACUUAACAUCAGUUGAUAAUGGCAAAGCUCUUGAAAAGAUUCUGUAUGAUGAAGAAACAAAUCCUGUUCUAUUUAGUGUAAGUGAAGGUCGUGUUUUUCGAUGUCAUGCUAUUCGACGAUCUGUGGCAACCGAUGAAGACUUUCUCAAUCCAUCGGAUAUUCUUAUCUUUAACUUUCAUCAUACAGCAUUUGAUGGAACAUCAAUUGAUAUCUUCUUUGACGAUUUACAGAAAGCUUAUUCGACCGAUCAAUCUCUUUCGCCAUGCAGAUUCGAUUAUAUCGACUACUCUGUGCACGAGAAAAAGAUAAACAUGGAUGAUGCGAGAGCUUACUGGAAACAACAUUUGAAUGGCUUCAUCAAACCUCAUCUUCAGUUACCCUACGAUCACCAUCCAGAUGAGAGUAACAUUCGAUCAGGUCGUGGUUCGACUGCAAUUUUUGGACUCUCUCCACAUAUUGUUGAUGACAUCCUGAAUUAUCUGACGAACUGUGAAACGACUCUUUUUCAGUUUGGUCUAGCUGCCUUCUACGCAUUUUUGUUUAAACUAACUCAAGAAACGGACUUGUGUAUUCUCACAGUAUCAGCAAAUCGAAAUCGAGCGGAACUAGAAAAUAUGAUUGGUUUUUUUGUUAACACAGUACCACAACGACUUGCUAUCGAACCGCAGAAGAACUUUGGAUUCCUCAUUGAAUGCGUAAAAGAACUCGUUGUCGCUUCAAUGCCUCAUGCACAUCUGCCCUAUCAAGAUAUUGUUGCAGGUACGACUACUACAGCUUUACAAAUAUUAUUUGUUGUUGAAAUUCAACAUCACGAUCGAGUUGCAUUAAGCUCCAACGUAAUUCUACGUCCUCUCGUAACUACGACUACUGAUCCACAAAGUGUAGCUAAAUUCGAUCUUACAUGUUCAUUUUAUUAUGACGUAUCAGCACGUUCUAUCCAAGUGUCAUUCGAUGCCGCAAGCGAUCUGUUUGAAUCAGCAACAGUUGAGUUAAUGGCUCGUCGUUUUCAUUCACUGUUGAACCAUAUACUUUCCUCUCCUACUUCAACUGAAAUCUGCGAAUUGUCGCUAUUCUUGCCACAUGAAACCCAAUUACUACAAAAUUUGAACAGUAGUGAGCAAGUCCUACUCUCUUCGAAUGUUCGAACCAUCCAACAGCAAUUUGCGCAGCAAACUUGCGAACAUCCACAAAAGUUAGCAGUGAUUCUCGACGAUCAAUCGUUAACCUAUGCUGAACUAUUUCAUUCAUCACUGCUAGUAGCUCAUCAUCUCCAUGACCAAGUUCAGGUGCAAUCAGGUGACAUUAUCGGUCAAUGUGUCGAGCGCUCCAUUGAAAUGAUCAUUGGCAUAUUGUCGAUUCUGAUGAGUGAUGCUUCGUAUUGUCCUCUACCUGCAGAUCAGCCAUCAGCACGACUUCAGUCGUUGAUCGAACAAGUACAAGCUAAGUGUGUCCUCACUCACAGUCGAACCAACACACUUAUAUCAUCAGAUAUUGUUGACAUUGAACAAGUUCUUUCGUUAUCAUGGAAUAAAAUCAUUACCUGCGAUAUUAAAUCAUAUUCAGUAGAACGAAUAGCUUACUUAGUUUUUACGAGUGGUUCUACUGGCAAACCGAAAGUGGUUCCAAUCACUCACAAAAACUUUGCCGUAUGUAUCAAUGCACUAGCUCACUCGUCGAUCAUGAUGUACGAUGAUGUCGUGCUUCAAACAACACUACCUACAUUCGAUAUUCACAUGCAAGAAAUUCUCGGCACAUUAUGGUUAGGAGGAACACUUGUUUUGCUUCACCAAAACGGUAAUCUUGACAUGCAUUAUUUCACAUCUAUUAUCCAACGAUAUCAGAUAACACUUCUAAUCAUGGUUCCAACUCUUAUAUCCGUUCUUACUCAAUAUCUGCAAAAUUUUAUGUGUCAACAACGUCCAUUGAUGAGCAUACGACGAUUAUGUUCAUUAGGUGAGGCUCUUUUACCACAAAUAGCUUCUGCGAUUUGCACGCUGUUGGAUUCGACUGCUCUAUUCUAUAAUUUGUAUGGACCUGCCGAAUGUACUCUCAUCUCCACCUUUCAUCUACUUACACAAGAUGAUUUGAAAGCGAAUAACAUACCUAUUGGUCGUCCACUUCCUGACUAUAAAUGUCAAGUUCUUGACACCUACCUUCAACCUGUUCUUCUCGAACACCAAAUUGGAGAAUUGUUCAUCGGUGGUGAGGCUGUAUUUGGAGGAUAUUUAAACCAACGUGACUUGUCCCAUGGACCAGGCAUAUUCUACAGAACUGGUGAUCUGGUCCGUAUCGAUGGUACAUCAGGUGUUUUACACUAUGUUGGUCGCAAAGAUUUUCAAGUGAAGUUGAGAGGACAACGCAUUGAAUUAGGUGAAAUAGAGACUGUCAUCAUGCGGUCAUCCACUGACAUUACUAAUUGUGUUGUCAUCAAACUCGAUCAUGAUCAGAUCGAACAUCUAGUUGCCUAUGUUCAAACAAAAGUGCACUUCUGCCUAGAUACGUUACGUGAUGAAUGCACGAAACACUUGCCUUUGUAUAUGGUACCAUCGUUGUUUGUUCUUAUCGACCAUUUUCCCCUUAAUCCAAAUGGGAAAUUAGAUCGAAGAGCACUUCCACUUCCUGACUUCACUCUUCUCACGUCAUCUGACUCGUUGGGACCUCAUGAACCAUCUACGAGCGAAAUGGAACGACAAGUCUCAUCGAUUUGGUGUCAAGUGCUACAUCUUGAAUCGACUCCUUCCAUCAACGUGAGUUUCUUCAAGUUAGGUGGUAAUUCACUACUUCUGAUGAAGCUGCAUCAUACCUAUCAAACUCAACUCCAUCAAUCAGUCAAUAUAAGUGACUUGUUUCGUCGUGCCACUAUUCACGAUCACGCUCAACUACUUGAAUCUAAUCAAGUAAUGAUUCAUCCGACAUGGCAUUCGUUUAACAUUACCAAAGGUAAGUUAUUUUCUAACCCUAGGAAAAAUGUUGGAGCUUUCAGCCACUGA